Molecule: messenger RNA, 1587 nt
Organism: Hibiscus syriacus
Lineage: Eukaryota; Viridiplantae; Streptophyta; Magnoliopsida; Malvales; Malvaceae
Product: tRNA pseudouridine(38/39) synthase-like
Exons: 15
Coding region: 105-1394 (429 amino acids)
Biological process (GO): mRNA pseudouridine synthesis; tRNA pseudouridine synthesis
Cellular component (GO): nucleus; cytoplasm
Molecular function (GO): RNA binding; pseudouridine synthase activity
Source: RefSeq, a predicted model, not a curated record
UUCGAACAAAAUCUCCUUUGUCCCGGGGGAGAGAGAAACGGAACAAAACGGGAGGCGAUACUUACCUGCUUUAACAACGAUUCACCGGCGUUGGUGUUUUGAAAAUGUCAAACGCAACAAGCGAGUCCGGAAGUGAUGUCGCCGGUAGCUUGAUAUCCCAACUACAGAGUAUCCAAAACAGAGUCCAGGAAUUGGAGGCUGAGAACGCGAAGCUAUCAUCUCAACUCUCCAAAUGUUGUUGCCAUAAGGGUGUAGAAAGUCAGAGAAAAAACACUGGAGGUGAUAAGACCAGAAAAAAGAAAGCAAUAGAAAGAAAUCCAGGUUAUAAUUUGACAGUUAUGAGUCACCAUCCCAAGAGAUAUGUUGCUCUAAAAGUCAUGUAUUUUGGUCAAAGGUUUUAUGGUUUUGCUUCAGAAGCACAAAUGGAUCCCACUGUUGAGUCUGAAAUUUUCAAAGCUCUCGAGAAAACAAGGCUUUUAGUUGGUGACAGGAAGGAAUCACAGUACUCAAGAUGUGGCAGAACAGAUAAGGGGGUGUCCUCUGUUGGCCAAGUGAUUGCACUGUUUUUAAGGUCAAACCUCAAAGAAACUGAUGCAAACAACAAACUUUCAGGAGAAUUAAUUUCGGAGAUGCAAAUUGAAGGAGAAAUUGAUUAUGUGAGAGUACUGAACCGAGUUCUUCCAAGCGAUAUUCGAAUUUUAGGAUGGAGUCCUGUUUCAAUUGAUUUCAGUGCAAGGUUCAGUUGUUUGUCUAGAGAAUAUAAAUACUUCUUUUGGAGAGGAAAUUUGAAUCUCCCAGCUAUGGAGAAUGCUGGAAAGAAAUUUAUUGGAGAACACGACUUUAGAAACUUUUGUAAGAUGGAUGCAGCCAAUGUACACAACUACAGGCGACGUAUUACACAGUUUGAAAUUUCUUCUUCUAAUAUGAGGUUUGAAGGUGAUCAGCUUUGUGCUAUUAAAGUUAAAGGUAGUGCCUUCCUAUGGCAUCAGGUGCGGUGCAUAGUUGCUGUGCUAUUUAUGAUCGGCCAAGGUCUCGAAUCAGUUGACGUGAUAGAUGUAUUAUUGGACAUUGAGAAGACGCCAAGAAAACCUCAGUAUGCCAUGUCUCCAGAGAUACCACUGGUCCUUCAAUCCUGUGAAUUCGAAGACGUCAAGUUUAUUUGCUCCUCAGAUUCUGGGCAAGCACUGCGUAUACACUUGGAAAAUGAGGGUCGAGCAUACCAGCUGCAAUCAGCAAUUUUUCAGGAAGCUGCUCUGAGUUGCUUGCCUAUAGCAAAUGAUCAGAGCUUACUGAAUGACGGAACAAUCGAGGUCGCUUCCCACAUUCCUCUCUUGUCACGGCCAACUGAGCCAUCGUACAGAGAACGACGUGCCAAACUUGAUUCAAAAAGAUAAAGUGCAAAAUCAUGUGGAGUUGACGCUCUACAGUGUCGACUCAGGUAUCCUUCACAGUACACCUCAAAGUUUAAUAUUUGUGCUAAUGGAAUGAGUGGAAAAUUUUCAUUGUUUGAGUUGUUUGUAACAUGUUUACUUGUGCAAGGAAAUAUGCUACUUUUACAAACGGUUGAAACUUGAUCAUUAUAUUGCU